Messenger RNA from Peromyscus eremicus (cactus mouse), 2569 nucleotides. RefSeq names its product mex-3 RNA binding family member D (gene Mex3d). The record is from RefSeq and is a predicted model, not a curated record. The transcript is spliced from 2 exons. Gene Ontology annotation, molecular function: RNA binding. The coding region runs from base 11 to 2281 and encodes 756 amino acids. Lineage: Eukaryota; Metazoa; Chordata; Mammalia; Rodentia; Cricetidae.
CGCUAAAGCCAUGCCGGGCUCCAGCGGGCAGCCCGACGCGGGCGGCGCGGGAACCGGGACCACGGCCGGCGACCCCGGGCACCCGCGCCCCGUCCUCGCGGGAGCCGAGGAUGCCGCGCCCCGGCCGCCACCCGAGCCCGACGACGCGGCCGCUGCGCUGCGCCUGGCGCUGGACCAGCUGUCCGCGCUCGGGCUGGGGGGCGCGCGCCCCGGAGAUGAGGAGGGGACGGCGGCGCGCGGCGCGGACGGGGCGGCGGAGCGCGGGGAGGACGGGCCCGCGCCCCCCGACGAGCUCGAGACGGCCGUGGCGCCCCCGGUGACUGGCGCGCCCUCGAUGGGCGUGGGACCCUCGGUGAUGACCGGUGCACCCUCGAUGGCCCUGGCACCCUCGGUGAUGACCGGUGCACCCUCGAUGGCCGUGGGACCCUCGGUGACCGUGGCACCCUCGAUGGCCGUGGGACCCUCGGUGACCUGUGCGCCCUGCAUGGCCGUGGCACCCUCGGUGACCGUGGCACCCUCGAUGGCCCUGACACCCUCGGUGACCGUGGCACCCUCAGUGACUGUGGGACACUCGGUGACCCUGGCACCCGCGAUGGCCGUGGCUUCCUCGGUAGCCCCCGGCGGGCUGCCUCUUCUGGACCCCGACGUGAGCCCCCGGCCGUCUCCCCCAGACGUGUUCGCCAGCUUCGCCCCGCACCCGGCCGCCCUGGGUCCCUCGACGCUGCUGGCCGAGCAGCUGAACGUGAUCGGCAGUCGCAAGAAGAGCGUGAACAUGACCGAGUGUGUGCCGGUGCCCAGCUCGGAGCAUGUGGCGGAGAUCGUGGGUCGUCAGGGGUGCAAGAUCAAGGCUUUGCGCGCCAAGACCAAUACGUACAUCAAGACGCCGGUGCGCGGCGAGGAGCCGGUCUUCAUCGUGACGGGGCGCAAGGAGGAUGUGGAGAUGGCCAAGCGCGAGAUCCUGUCGGCCGCCGAGCACUUCUCGCUCAUCCGCGCCACGCGCAGCAAGGCAGGCGGGCUGUCGGGGGCUGCCCCGGGCCCCCCUAACCUGCCCGGCCAGACCACCAUCCAGGUGCGCGUGCCCUACCGCGUGGUGGGGCUGGUGGUGGGGCCCAAGGGCGCCACCAUCAAACGGAUCCAGCAAAGGACGCACACGUACAUCGUGACCCCGGGCCGCGACAAGGAGCCGGUGUUCGCGGUGACCGGGAUGCCCGAGAACGUGGACCGCGCGCGGGAGGAGAUCGAGGCGCACAUCACGCUGCGCACCGGGGCCUUCACCGACGCGGGGCCCGACAGUGACUUCCACGCCAACGGCACCGACGUGUGCCUGGACCUGCUGGGGGCCGCGGCCAGCCUCUGGGCCAAGGCCCCCCACCCGGCACGGAGGCCCCCCGCCGCCGCCGCCAGCGGCCUGCGUGGGGACAGCGCCCUGGGCGCCGCCAGCACCCCUGAGCCCUUCUACGUGGGCAGCCGCGGGGGGCCGCCCCUGCCGGACCCGAGUCCCGGCAGCCCCUACGGGGGCUCGGGCAACGGGGGCUUCACCUUCGGCGGGGACGGGCCCGGGGCCCCCGCGGGGACGGCCACCUCCGAGGACUGUGACUUUGGUUUUGACUUCCUGGCGCUGGACCUGACCGUGCCCGCCACGGCCACCAUCUGGGCGCCCUUCGAGCGCGCCGCGCCCCUGCCGGCCUUCGGCGCCUGCCCCGCCGCUGCCGCCGCGGUGAACGGGGCGCCCCCGCAGCCCGGCACUGGCGCGCGGCGCAGCAGCGGAGGAGGCGGCGGGGGCGGCGGGGCCGCCACCACCCCGCGCCACUCGCCCACGCUGCCCGAGCCCGGGGGCCUCGGCCUGGAGCUGCCGCUGGCGCGCCGGGGCGUCCCGGACCCCGUGGGUGCUGUGCCUUGGCGACCCCCGCAGAGCGCGCUGCCGCCCUUCUCCGGGGGCGGCGCCGCCUUCUCCAGCGGCCCCUCGCUGCCCAGCCCCGCGCAGGCGUCCUCCACCCUGGACGCCGCCGCCGCUGUCGCCUCCGAGGGCAACCACAAGCCAUCCACCACCGCGGUGUCGUCGGCGAACUCCUCCGCGCCCGCCGCGGCCCCGGGGCCCCCCGCCGCAGCCUUGGCGCGCGAGUGCGUGGUGUGCGCGGAAGGCGAGGCCAUGGCCGCCCUGGUCCCCUGCGGCCACAACCUCUUCUGCAUGGACUGCGCCGUCCGCAUCUGCGGGAAGAGCGAGCCCGAGUGCCCCGCCUGCCGCACGCCGGCCACCCAAGCCAUUCAUAUCUUUUCCUAGUGCGCCCCCCGGCUCGGCGGGGCGGCCCCGGGGGGUGGCGUGGGAGGGGCGGGAGGCAGAGGGGCCCACGCGUGUCGCAAACAGCUUUAACUCCUGCAGCAGGCGUCGAGGCCAUCGGCGUGCGGCCCAGCGGCAGCGCCUCCGUCCUUGACAAGUGACAGUAUUGAGUGAGCCGGUGAUAAUAAAGCCGGAGAAUUCUCUGUUUGCACUUUUUAUUAAGACACCCUGUCCCGUUUCCGGGGUGAUCUUAGAACAAACGAAAAAAAAAUAACACGAUAUUUACAACUC